UCUGCGCCUCGCGGUUUCGGAGCUAGCAGACGCUCGGGGAACAUGGCGGCGGCGGAGCCCGCGGUCCCGGCGCUCCCCAGCGGCGGUGGCGCGGGGGCGCCGUCGGGCACGGUCCCCGUACUCUUCUGCUUCUCGGUCUUCGCGCGGCCCUCAGUCGUGCCGCACGGCGCGGGCUACGAGCUGCUCAUCCAGAAGUUCCUCAGUCUGUACGGCGACCAGAUCGACAUGCACCGCAAAUUCGUGGUGCAGCUCUUCGCGGAGGAGUGGGGCCAGUACGUGGACCUGCCCAAGGGCUUCGCGGUGAGCGAGCGCUGCAAGGUGCGCCUCGUGCCGCUGCAGAUCCAGCUCAGAGGAUUCACCGGAAGAUUUAUCCUGUUGAAAAGCAAGAACAAAAGGUGUAUUUUAGGUACUACACCACAACCAUUUUUUUUGGUUGAGAAACCGCUCACUACCCUGGGAAAUCUUACACCUUCAAGCACUGUGUUUUUCUGCUGUGAUAUGCAGGAAAGGUUCAGACCAGCCAUCAAGUAUUUUGGAGAUAUUAUUAGUGUGGGACAGAGAUUGUUACAAGGGGCCCGGAUUUUAGGAAUUCCAGUUAUUGUAACAGAACAGUACCCUAAAGGUCUUGGAAGCACUGUUCAAGAAAUUGAUUUAACGGGUGUAAAACUUGUACUUCCAAAGACCAAGUUUUCAAUGGUAUUACCAGAAGUAGAAGCAGCAUUAGCAGAGAUUCCUGGAGUCAGGAGUGUUGUGUUAUUUGGAGUAGAAACUCAUGUGUGCAUCCAACAGACAGCUCUGGAGCUCGUUGGCAGAGGGAUCGAGGUUCAUAUUGUCGCUGAUGCCACGUCGUCGAGAAGCAUGAUGGACAGGAUGUUUGCUCUUGAGCGUCUGGCUCGAACUGGGAUCAUAGUGACUACAAGUGAAGCUGUUCUGCUACAGCUGGUGGCUGAUAAAGACCAUCCAAAAUUCAAGGAAAUUCAGAAUCUAAUUAAGGCGAGUGCUCCAGAGUCAGGUCUGCUUUCCAAAGUAUAAGACAUGUGAAGAACUGGUAUGCUACUCACCAUCAGGUGACAGGACUGUAAGCCCAGACAAGCUCAUGUCUCUAGUAGAAUUAAAAUGUUAAGUCAAAAAUUGGCUCCUUUUUUGCGCCUCUUAGUAAAACUUAACCAAUUAUACUGUUUGGGUACCAGCAUUUAGUUACAAAUGUCAAAGGCUUCAGGUGCUGCUUACCUUCUUUUUAUGCUAAUGUGCUUUUAUUUAUUAAAAAAAUUAUAAUGGAGGUGCCUGUUUUCUCUAUACCAUAUACACUGAUCAUACUUUCAAAAGUGCACACUCUUGUGAAAUUUUCUUAAAUUGUGCACAGUUAAAGACAAAGAUCUACCAGUAAUAGUUUGACUUUUGUAUUAUUGUAAGAUGUAUGUUAUAAUGUUAAUGUGGAUUCAGUGCUUUUACUUUACGGGUUGAUUGAAAUAGGAUUAUUAAACGAGAAUUUAAAAACAGGACUCUGGAUCGUGUUACCCCUUUCACUCACAAUGCAGUCAAGUUAUUUAUUAUGUUGCACUGGUUUAACCAGACAAAGUUAUGUUGAAUAAUUUUAACAUAAUUAUGCUAAUUAAUUAUGCUAAUUUUCUCAUUCUGCUCACCAUCACUAAUUCUCUGUUAAUGUUCUUUUUUAACUGAAUCUUUUACCCAGGAAGACUCAUUCGCUCAUUGCUUGUUUUAAUUUUGUAAGCAGAUGGGAGGAUUUGCAACACCAUAUCAUUAGUGGAGGGCUGUUUUAAGAUCUUUGAAGUAUUACUUUAGCUGAAUAGCUUUAUAACCAUCUUGAAUACAUCUUCUAAUAUGCACAAGAUUUAGCAAAAAGAUAAAGGCUGGAUAAAAUAUAGUUUUAAAACAUCCAUAUUCUUGUUUGAAAUUUUUUCCACCUACCUUCCAAUUACUGUUAAUGCAAAAGGCCUCAGUAAUGAUUUGGUAGUAUUACUUUUGCAGUCAUUACUACCAUUCAAUAAAUUUAUUUUCA
This is a messenger RNA of Kogia breviceps (pygmy sperm whale), 2020 nucleotides long. The record is from RefSeq and is a predicted model, not a curated record. NCBI's taxonomy places the organism in Eukaryota, Metazoa, Chordata, Mammalia, Artiodactyla, Physeteridae.